Messenger RNA from Rhopilema esculentum, 3696 nucleotides. RefSeq names its product symplekin. Gene Ontology annotation, cellular component: mRNA cleavage and polyadenylation specificity factor complex. The record is from RefSeq and is a predicted model, not a curated record. Lineage: Eukaryota; Metazoa; Cnidaria; Scyphozoa; Rhizostomeae; Rhizostomatidae.
UUCGAAACAUGACUCGUUUGGAAGCUAAGCGCAAAGGAGCAUAUCAAAAUGGCGAAAAGGAGCAGGCUGUCUGAGGCUCAUCAAUUUUUUGAAGGAGAAGAUGCAGAAACGCAAAAUGCAGACACAGAUACCACAUCAGAAAGAGUCAUUGACCUUUUGAAUCAAGCACAACUAGCUUCUACUGACAAUAAAAUAACAUUCCUAAAGCAGGUACAAGAGUUGAUAAUAAACAAGGACCCUACCUUGCUUGACAACUUUCUUGAUGAAAUAUUGAUGUUUCAUCAAGACAAAUCUCAAGAUGUAAGAAAAUUUGUUGUUGGCUUUGUUGAAGAAGCAUGCAAAAAAGAUCCAGUUCUUCUGACUCAAACCAUUGCCACUGUGGCAUACAUGCUGGAUGAUGAGAACGUUAACGUUAUGAAGCGUGUAAUGCUAGCUUGUGUUUCUCUUUACAAAGUUGCGAUUCAGCUGGUUUGCAAGUUGAGAACAAUUAAGGAAGAGAUCCAGGUGAUGUGGAUGGGAAUGUCUGGGCUUCGCCAAGUGAUUUCACGUCUCGUUAAAUCUGAAAAUGAUGGAGUACGGACACAUGCAAUAAAAUUCUUGGAAAUGGUUGUUUUGGUACACUCGCCGAAAAUGCAGGACAGUGAUGCCCCAAAGAAAGAAGGAGACGUCUCCCUUGAUAUUGUCCCACGAAACCAUCCAUUAGUGAAACUAUCUACCAUGCGAGAAGAAGGAGGAAAAGCUAUCGAGGCCCUUUUAUCCCUUUGUGCUUCACCAACAAUUAGCAGUGUCAACUUGAUGGCUGUGAUCACAUCAUUAACUAACAUCGCAAAGCAAAGACCUUCCUUUAUGUCCACGGUGGUGCAAGCCUUCGAGUCGUUGCAUGCAAACCUUCCUACAACUUUAGCAAAGUCUCAAGUUAGCAGUGUGCGAAAGAACUUAAAGAUGCAGUUGUUUGCGCUGUUGAAACAGCCUGCUGCAGCUGAAUUCAUACCACAAAUUGGUACAUUGCUGACUGACCUUGGAGCCACACAGGCUGAGUUAAGAAAAAAUCUUCCAAAAGUCAAUCCAGAUGCACUCAAAAGAUCGAAGGCAGUUGCAGCUCCCGCUGACCCGGAUGGGCCGGAACCAAAACGUGUUAAAACUGAGCCUGCCGAAGAUGGAAGCAGUGACGUCAAGAAAACAGGCCAGAGUGUUGUUGCAACCAUAAAUAAAGCUAUUGAAGUUACCACUAAAGAACUGCUUCCCAAGCUUACUAAGGAAGCCGUGACUGAUCUCGUAUUAGUUAGCAUGUGGUUUUUGCCAAAGACUAUGCCUUCCAAUUUCCAAGAGACGUUUACGCCGAUUGCAGCUGCGGGAGGUGCUGCGCAGGUGAAUCAUUUAGCAAGAUUGUUGGCAACCCAGAUGACAAAUGCCGGCAUAGGGCCUGGGAUCGACUACGUCAAAAAGAUGGCUGAAGAUGAGGCUAGGAUGAAAAAAGAAGAAGAGGAAAAGGCGAGCAGGGAGCCAAAGAGUAUCCCCGUCAUUGGUAGCGCAACUGAAGCAGAAGAUCCAUCAAAGAUGUCUACUGAUUCACAGUUCAAAGAUGGAAAGUCAAUUUUAGAUUCGAGUCCUGAUCUUGGGAAAAUUGCACGACAGGGCGAAACAAAAGCACAAGAAGCUCUCCACCCAAGGCUCAGAAAGAUAAAGCAGUUUAAGUUACAAGAUGUUUGUCGUGCUCUUAAUGUUGACGAGAGAAUGAAGAUGGUUAAUCAAGCGUUUGACAGGAUACUCAAUGCUGAACAAGCUGCAGUAAAAGGGGGUGCUAAGUUGGAACGCAACAAGAUUAUAGUUAAUUUGGUUUUGCAAUUCGGAGGGGACCUGGCAAAAGCAUUGCACUCCUUCAUCAUGAAGGACUUUAGGAGUAGAUAUGACCUAGCGAUGACCUGGUUGUAUCAACAAUUUAUAAUCGAAGAAUCGAAAGCACCAAAGAGUGCAACGAGGAGAGAUUCAAAAUAUAGCAAAAUUUUGACUGACCUACUCGUGGAAUUGCAAAAAUGUUUGGACCCCCGAGACAAACUUUUCACAAGAUUCAUUCUGGAGGCACCAGCCUUAUCAGACAGUGUUGUUGACUUUGUCAAACGCUACUGUGAAGAUGAUGCGAAGUAUUUAGUUGGGUUUGCAACUCUGCGUGAACUGAUCACAAAGUGCCCUGCUAAGAAGAGCACAUGGAUGCAGCUCCUGCUAGAACUAACAACACGUGGGAAGGAACAGGUUCGUGUCCAAGCCAUACACUCUGCAAAGAAACUGCAUAGCAAGCAAGGCCUAAGUGAAAUGAUUGAGAAAUUUGCUUUACAUAGCCUUCAGCAGUUGCUAAGAGACAACCCUCCUCCACAAGAACAAUCUACUGCAUCUUUCGAAGUAGCACCUGGCGAAUGGACUGACGAUGCAAUCAAAGCAUGCCUAUACCUGUACCUGGCACUUUUGCCAACAAAUCAUAAACUUUUUCAUAAUCUUGCCGCUGUUUAUACUGAGGCCUCGCCUCUGAUAAAGCGAACGAUUUCAAGGCAUCUCGAGCAUCCGGUGCGAGCAAUCGGAAUGAACUCUCCUGAAUUACUUAAACUUGUCGAAAACUGUCCCCCAGGAGCAGAAACACUUGUCACAAAAAUUUUGCACAUCAUCACAGAUAAAAACCCUCCAACACCAGAACUGGUUGAACGCGUUAAAGAACUUUAUCAGAAGCGUGUCUCAGACGUUCGAUUAUUGAUACCAGUCCUAAAUGGACUUGACAAGCAGCAAGUUAUAACUGUUUUACCAAAGCUCAUUACACAGUCCCCAAACGUUGUCAAAGAAGUAUUCAAUCGAUUGCUUGGUUCUUUUCAACCCGAGUCAGCGACCGUGUCAAGCCCGCUAACGCCCUCAGAACUGUUGGUAGCACUACACGGAAUUGAAUGUGACAUAAAAGCAGUCAUGAAAGCAAUAAAUUUAUGUUUCGCUGAGAAGAAGAUUUACACGCAAGAGGUGCUCGCAGUCGUGUUGCAACAGCUGAUGGAACAAUCACCGCUGCCAACUUUGUUCAUGAGAACAGUCAUUUUAUCUCUAAAUCUAUGCUCCAGAUUGGUUGGCUUUGUUAUGAAUAUCCUAGCAAAAUUGAUCAACAAACAGGUGUGGAAGCAGCCAAAAGUUUGGGAGGGAUUUGUCAAAUGUUGCCAGAUGACAAAACCACAGUCAUUUCCAAUACUUCUUCAAUUACCACCGAGACAACUAGAAAGUGUAUUUGAGAUAAGUUCCGAACUAAGAGACCAGCUCGUGGCCCAUGUCAAGAGCUUCACUCCUCACCAACGUGCACAUGUUCCAAAAUCCGUACAAAGCAUCAUAGAACGUGAGUCAAACCGAGCAAAAAAAGAAGACGAUGAGGCUGAAAAGGAGGCAUCAGGAAGUCCGAACCCCGAAAAGAAACGAGAACGAGGUCACUCGGAAUCGUUAUCCGACGAUUCAGACUCCGAGGUAGAGAAGACUAGCAAAAGAAUAAAGGUAAAACUAGAUACCAGCAAAUGAUAAUUGUGAUCUGUUAUAUACGGCUGAAGUCUAUGAUAACUUCUAGGCUGAGGCCUUUGCAAAAGUAACAAUUAUUUACCAACAAUGCCCGCUUAAUUUUCACAUUGUACAUAAUACAGCUCUGUCAUUAGAGAGACAUUUUUAUGAAGUGGAGUUAUCAUU